AUGGCAGCUUCCGAGGCCGAUGCUUCUCCGGCAAGUCCUCCGGACGAUGAAAAGAGAGCCGCUGUCCACCCUGACACGGCGCUGCUUCUUGCAACCAUGCAGAGCCACCACGAACUGGUCAUGGAGCGGUUGUGCCAACAAGAUGUGCUUCUCAGUCGAGCGGCGCAUGGAAGUGAUGCACCUAGUUCAAGGUCGCGACCUGCGAAAGUGCUCCCAAACACACCAGAGACAAGGAAGCAGACGUCGGCGUCAUUUUCUGACGUUCCACCUUCAGAAGUGAGCCACUCUCCGGCACGUGGCAACGAAGCACCCCUUCGCUCUUACACCGAGGAGGACUCUCAACUACGAGUUGAUGCAGACUGGGUUGAGUCUAUGACAAUGCGGAAGCGAUUCUCAGACCACGUAGGUGACUACGGCACUCCAAGGAGGAGGCUGGGGGGUCCCAGCAUGUCAUGGGCAUCUCUCAUUGUUCAGAAUCCAAGCUUCGACGCAUUCUUCGGCCUUGUCGUCGUGGCCAACUCCAUCUUCAUUGGCAUGGAUAUUCAGUGGGUUCUCGACGAUCAAGGGCCACGGCCUACAAGCUACACGGUUUUCCACUACAGCUUCUCCGUUCUCUUCCUGCUCGAGCUGGCACUGCGACUCGCCGAUAGCCGCGGCCGCUACUACUGUUCCGAGGAUUGGGCCUGGGCUCUCCUGGAUACCGUUAUCGUUGUCUCAUCCCUUUGGGACGUGAUUGUGGAGGUGAUCCAAGAAAUGGUGCAAGACAAUAGCUGGGAGAGCAUCUCCGGGUUGUCGACAUUGAAAGCCAUGCGCAUCGUCCGGCUGACACGGGUGCUGAAGACCGUCCAGUUUGUCCGUAUCUUUCGCUUCGUCAUGGCCCUACGGACGCUGGUUCAAUCGAUUCUGCACACCAUGAAAGCUCUUUUCUGGGCGUUGCUCCUCCUUGGCCUGAUCAUCUAUGUGUUUGCCAUACUCUUUUCACAGGCAGUUUUUGACUACAAGAGUGACCCAGCGAAUCCGGAACUGCCAGCAGACGUCCUCGAUGCAUCGACACGCUAUUUCGGAACUCUUCUUACAAGCAUGAUCGCGCUUUUCAUGAGCAUCACUGGCGGCGUUAGUUGGGAAGAGGUCUUGAAGCCCCUCGGAUACGUCUCAGACUUCUGGAAGGCAUGCUUUAUCUGGUUCAUUGCUUUCUCGUACCUGGCUGUGUUGAACGUGGUUACCGCUGUGUUCUGCCAGUCGGCCAUUGAGUCGGCACAGAGUGAUCACGCCACAUUGAUUCAAAACAUGCUCGACAACAAGGAGCAACAUCUUCAAAAGCUGCGGACGUUGUUUGACAAGAUCGGACACCACGAUGUUGGCGGAAUCACCUUCCCGAUGUUUGAGGAGAAGAUCAGCUCGCAAACGGUUCGCGACUACUUCGAAAUGUUGGGAUUGGACGUGUGGGACCCAUGGGCUUUUUUCAAGCUUUUGGAUUCUGAUGCAGGCGGAGUUGUGGAACUGGAGGAGUUUUUCAUGGGCUGCCUCCGUUUCAGCGGAGCGGCAACGGCUAUGGAAGUCGGCCAGGUCGCCGCAGACCAGAAGUGGCUCAUCAAAAGCCAUGGCCGGUUCCAAAAAUUCGUAGAAGACGAGCUGCAUCGCGCAAGGGCCGAUAUAUCUUGCCUGACGGAUGCGUUUUUGGGGUAUCCCCCGGUCUCUUCGACGAAUCUCUAA
Messenger RNA from Symbiodinium sp. CCMP2592, 1713 nucleotides. NCBI's taxonomy places the organism in Eukaryota, Dinophyceae, Suessiales, Symbiodiniaceae. The record is from the annotation of a GenBank genome assembly.